AUGAGCGAGCGCGCCGUCAAUAUCACGGCAGUGUCAUGGUGCUUUGGUGGUAUUGCCCUAGUGGUUGUUGGCGUGCGGUUGUACACACGUGUGGUUGCUCUGCGACGAGCUGGCUGGGAUGACUUCUUUAUCGCUUUGUCAUUGGCGAAUGCGGUAGUAUGCUCUUCUUUGGUUCAAGUUGGCGUUUCGUAUGGACUGGGACGCCAUUUGAGCGACAUUCCAAAUGCGUAUCAGCAACUUCAGGCGAUCAAGUAUACAGUUAUAGCACCCAACUUCUCUGUUGUCAGUACCACAACUGGUAAGAUGAGUGUGACUAUCUUUCUGCUCCGGCUCAUGGGACAAUCCGCAUCUGCACCGCAGCGAUGGUUCCUAUACAUCUUGAUGGCGGUGUCAAUAGCGUGGAAUGUGUUGGCUAUUGUGGUCAUCAUUGGAUUUUGCAGACCCCCAGAGCGUAUCUGGAACCCGAAGGCGGAUGGCUCCUGCUUCAGUCUCAACUUUCAGUUGGUUGCUGGAACAUCCCAGGCAGCCUUCAACGCAUUCAACGAUCUGGCCCUCGCUGUUUUCCCUGCUUACAUCUUUUGGCAUGUCCAACUCGCCUUUAAGAUGAAGGUUGUAAUCAUCUCCGUCAUGGGAGCUGGUAUCUUUGCGGCGGCGGCCACGCUGGUCAAAUGCAUUCUGCUGAAGAACCUUCCUGCACAUGCCGAUAUCACCUGGUCUUGGGCCGACAUCACUAUGUGGUACACGAUCGAGAUGUACAUUAUAAUCAUCUGCGCAUCAUUGCCUACCCUCCGACAGUCCUACUCAGUGGUCUCGCAGCGAUCCCGCAAAACAUCGGCCUACACGCGCACAGAGUCUGCCCCUCGACAGAAGCCAAUCCCCCUUGUCCGUCGAGCCCCAGAUGCUUCGUUAUUUGCCACCUGUACCGAGCCGCAAGUAGACCGAGAGGACAGCCGUCAUUCUAGCCAGGAAAAGAUAUUGGAUCACGUCGAAAUACAGAAGACCACAGAAGUCCACGCCUUUCAGGAACCUCGGCGGGAGAACGAGGGGAGCACACAUUUCCCACAAUCGAAUCCCUUUCGGGGCAUUUAA
Messenger RNA from Penicillium verrucosum, 1089 nucleotides. RefSeq lists its product as uncharacterized. NCBI's taxonomy places the organism in Eukaryota, Fungi, Ascomycota, Eurotiomycetes, Eurotiales, Aspergillaceae. The record is from RefSeq and is a predicted model, not a curated record. Bases 1 to 1089 code for a protein of 362 amino acids. The transcript is spliced from 5 exons.